This is a messenger RNA of Anguilla rostrata (American eel), 3150 nucleotides long. Its product is annotated as polyadenylate-binding protein-interacting protein 1-like. The coding region runs from base 262 to 1614 and encodes 450 amino acids. The transcript has 11 exons. Gene Ontology annotation, biological process: regulation of translational initiation. The record is from RefSeq and is a predicted model, not a curated record. Lineage: Eukaryota; Metazoa; Chordata; Actinopteri; Anguilliformes; Anguillidae. Gene Ontology annotation, molecular function: translation activator activity; protein binding; RNA binding.
ACCACUGAAUUCGGCCAAGCGGUUGCUCAACGCCGAAAUUGUUGGCCAAGAGAAGCGUUGUUGUUGCAGGAUAUCGCGCGGUCAAGUGUUUCCGAUACAGUAAAGAUUUGUAAAUAAAGCGAAUGAGACAGGCCAAAUCUAUGUGGAAAGACGUUCCAGGCUAGAAACGGUGUGCGGUUAAAAUAGUUCUUUCCCCAGCAUAACUACUGUGGUGAUUCGAAUGGUACCGGCCUGGUAAAUAAGCCCUGUUCGCGCGCUGAUAUGACAGACAAUUUUGAUCGGGCGCCCGGGGCGGGUCGGAACCGGUUGAAGGCUAACAGUCCCGGCCUCGGAGAGCAGGACGGCGGGCGGCUCCCAGAACCAGGCGACGGAGACGCCAAAGCAACGUUCUUCAAUCAUCGUGAACCGCUAAGACAGCCGCGGACGUCACCGCCUCUGGCGGACAGCAACAGUUCAACCGGAGCUGGAGGUGACAGACGAAUAACCAAAGCUUCACACUCGUCGCAGAGCUCCCGCAGCCCUGCAGCCCAGAAAGCGCAGGCCGGCAACUCCCUCGCCGUCAACUCCAGCCUCUCCGUCAACGCCCCGGAGUUCUACCCAAAGAAUUACACCCCUUACCAGGAUUUGCCGUACGAUGAUGGCUCGGACGGUUAUUACCCAGAAGCCACCCUGGCAGAGCUGGUGCAAGAGUAUCUCAAUCACCUGAACACCUCGCCCGCGUCUUUUGAGCUGGAGAUCGAGGCCAUUACCGCCAACCUUAACGCCUGGGUGAUCGCGGAGGAGACGCUGCGUGAGCUGGUGGAGCUCAUCUACAAGCAGUCAACGUCUGUCCCAAACUUCGCCUACACGGGGGCGCGACUUUGCAACUACCUGUCGCAUCACCUGACUGUCAGCCCACCCUGCGGAAAUUUCCGGAAGGUACUUCUCGAAAGGUGCCAGACUGAGUAUGAGCAGCGAGCCCACGCGGUGCAGGCUGAUGACCUCACACAGAAGCGCUUCCAUUCCUACGUGCUCUUCCUGGGAGAGCUUUACCUCAACCUGGAGGUUAAGAGCCGAAAGGGCCCGCCGUCCCGCGCGGAGAUCCUGCUCAGCGCGCUGAAGGACCUGGCGGACGCGCUCCUCUCCAACCCGGUGGACGGGAACCUCAUCUGCGCCGUGAAGCUGCUCAAGUUGACCGGCUCCAUUCUGGAAGACGCCUGGAAGGAGAGCGGGAAGUCGCACAUGGACCAGCUGAUCCAGCGGAUCGAGAACAUCGUCCUGGAUGCGUCCUGCAGCAGGGACGUGAAGCACAUGCUGCUCAGGCUGGUGGAGCUGCGCUCCAGCGACUGGGGCCGGGUCCGAGCCUCCGCCUCCUCCAGCGAAGCCACGCCCGACAACGACCCCAACUACUUUAUGAACGAGCCGACCUUCUACACCGCGGACGGCACACCCUUCACCGCCGCGGAUCCAGAAUACUCUGAAAAGUACCAGGAGAUCCUGGAUCGGGAAAACUAUUUCCCCGACUUUGAGGAAAAUGGGAAUGAGGAAUAUUCUGACGUGGAUGAUGAAAUGGACCCGGAGAUUGAAGAAGCGUUCGAAAAGUUUUGUUUGGAAUCAGAAAAAAGACGGAAAUGAAGCCAAGAGGAGGAAAUCUGAAGAGUAGACUAGCACAGAUAACUUUUUACGUUCAAUCUGCUGGAAUGUUCGCUGCUGUUUUCAAAAAAAAAGAAAAAAGGAAGAAAAAAAAGAAAAGCAAAAAAGAAAAUAUUACGAGGUUCAGUGACAUGUUUUAUGUUGCAAGCUUCAGACAUUAAACACCUGUGUGCUUAAAGUCAGCCCUUCCAGGACCUUUCCUUUGCUUUUGACCAGAAUGACAAAAUGGUGGACGGACCUAUUCCGAGGUCUGGAGCCCUGGCCUUCUGCAUAAGAGACUGCAGGCUAUGGCCUUAGCCUUACCCUGUAGUUCUGCAUAAGAGACUGCAGGCUAUGGCCUUAGCCUACCCUGCAGUUCUGUAUUAGAGACUCAAGGCUAUGGCCUUAGCCUACCCUGCAGUUCUGUAUAAGAGGCUUGUGGCUCCAGGUUAUGGCCUUAGCCUACCCUGCAGUUCUGUAUAAGAGACUCAAGGCUAUGGCCUUAGCCUACCCUGCAGUUCUGUAUUAGAGACUCAAGGCUAUGGCCUUAGCCUACCCUGCAGUUCUGUAUUAGAGACUCAAGGCUAUGGCCUUAGCCUACCCUGCAGUUCUGUAUAAGAGGCUGGAGGCUAUGACACUAGCCUACCCUGCAGUUCUGUGUAAGAGGCUGGAGGCUCCAGGUUAUGGCCUUAGCCUACCCUGCAGUUCUGUAUUAGAGACUCAAGGCUAUGGCCUUAGCCUACCCUGCAGUUCUGUAAGAGGCUGAGGGCUAUGUGGUGUUAGCCUACCCUGCAGUUCUGUAUGAGGCUGAGGGCUAUGUGGUGUUAGCCUACCCUGCAGUUCUGUAUGAGGCUGAGGGCUAUGUGGUGUUAGCCUCAGGAGAUCUUCUCUCCGAUCCACAUCUGGAAAAGGUGCUUUAGCGGAAAACCGUAGGAUUCAGAGGCCAAAGGUGUCGUACAGAGACCCCAGCCUGGAACACCGGCCCAUCCAGUGUGUAGCCCGGGCCUUUCUCCGCUUCCAAAUCACGAUUCCAUUAUUCUGCGCAUUUACAAAGGUGCGUCAGAAACGAACAAGGAGCUUCAGUGAUUCAACAAGGAACCGUAAUAACACAAAUCUGUUUAUACCGUAGUGUUUAUCUUUUUCUCUGGAGGGGAUACAUUCAGCUGAACCAAUGGGAAAUGUCGGUUCCUGUGCGAGUACAUAUUUAUUGUCGGCCACAAGGGGGCAUAGUGGUGCCCUUCUUACAAAGGAAGACUCAAACCCGGUUUGAAGAGUGAAAGAGUUCUCAAAUCCAACCUUGUGCCUGCCAAUGCUUAUGGGACUUAAGUACAGGUUUAGACGUGGGCAAAAUGUAGUGAAACAGAAAGCAGAAGGCAGAAAAGUCCCUGUGGCCAGGGGUCAACUAAAUACAUCUCUGUAUAACUUAUAACUUUUGCAAUAAAUGUAUCCCAUGCAAAGGAAUACAUUUUGUUCCUCCAGUUUAUUUAAAUGUGAUUUACAUUAUUGUUUGGCUGCAAUAAAUUCUUUAUAACAAGAAAA